Culex pipiens pallens (northern house mosquito) is the source of this 898-nucleotide messenger RNA. It is a transcript of the gene Spase25, whose product is annotated as signal peptidase complex subunit 2. The coding region runs from base 136 to 717 and encodes 193 amino acids. Gene Ontology annotation, biological process: protein targeting to ER. The transcript has 2 exons. NCBI's taxonomy places the organism in Eukaryota, Metazoa, Arthropoda, Insecta, Diptera, Culicidae. Gene Ontology annotation, cellular component: membrane; signal peptidase complex. The record is from RefSeq and is a predicted model, not a curated record.
UGUCAAAAAUAUUGUUCGUUCGUUGUGUGGCAGCAAUCGGUGGACGCACUUUUCCAGAAUUCAGCGAAAAAAGUUCAAGUUUCUAGUGAUUUUAAUCCUCCAAUUUGCACAAAUUCGUGUUAAAUACUAGUUCAAAUGGGUUCCAAGACGAAGACCAACGAGGGCAACAAGGAUGACGAGCCCGUCAAGAUCAACAAAUGGGACGGAACCGCGGUCAAGCACGCGCUGGACGACUCCGUCAAGACGGCCCUCAUGAACCGAACCAACAUGAAGGAACACCACGCCAUCAUCGACGGCCGGCUCUUCAUCUGUGCCCUGGCCGUGUCCACGGCGCUGAUUGCCCUCGGGUACGACUACCAGUACUCGUUCCCCACCUCGAAGCCGGUUCUGAUCGUGUGCGUGUGUUUCUACUUCUUCCUGAUGGGCGUGCUGACCGUCUACACGACGUACGUUGAGAAGGGAAUCUUUGCCGUCGGCAACCAGAAGGACGACAAGGGCAACCAGAAGCGCUGGCAGGCCAGUUCCGAUAUGCGAAAGUACGAUGACAAGUACGAGCUGACGCUGCAGCUGCGGGAUGGCCGUGGAGUGCGGGAGGCGACCGUCGUCAAGUCGGUGGCCAACUUUAUCGACGUCAACGGAACGCUGUUGGACGAUUUGGUUGCGAACGAGCUGAAUCGCAUCGUGAAUUCGCUGAACGCGGAAAAAAAGGACAAGUAGGGAGGAAGAUUUGGGGAGAUGCAUUUUGGGCCUGAGGGAGAAGGGCCGACGUUUGUCUCAUUGCAGCAGAAAUUUAGGAGUAAGAAUCAAGCGAGAGAGGAAGCAACAAAAAAUGGACAUAAAACAUACAUUUCCAGUUUGUGUAAUUUCGAUUCAAUAAAGUAAAGUAAUAUUGCCUGUA